Molecule: messenger RNA, 1021 nt
Organism: Pantherophis guttatus
Lineage: Eukaryota; Metazoa; Chordata; Lepidosauria; Squamata; Colubridae
Gene: MRPS16
Product: mitochondrial ribosomal protein S16
Biological process (GO): mitochondrial translation
Cellular component (GO): mitochondrial small ribosomal subunit; ribosome
Molecular function (GO): structural constituent of ribosome
Source: RefSeq, a predicted model, not a curated record
GGGGCGGUUCGGAUUCCGGACUCCGCGCAUGCGCCUGAGGGUUGCUCUGGAUCAGCGUGGAUUUUUGGAUCUGGGGUGCUUGCGGGAGGGAUCUUAAAAGGAUCGCUUUUUCCGGGCUACUGAGUGGGGGAUCGCGGCUGGGAAUCCCGUCCUUGCAGGCUGCCCUGUUGCAAGAAGCUGUUAUUGCAGAGGACGGGAAGUCAACAUCACCAUGGUCCAAUUAGGGCGCUCCCUGCUGAGGAAGUACCGCAACGUCCGUGUGGUCAUCCGGAUGUCCCUCGGCGGUUGCACGAACCGGCCUUUCUAUCGCAUCGUAGCCGCCCACAACCGACGUGCCCGGGACGGCAAAUACCUCGAGCAGAUCGGCUGCUACGACCCGCUGCCCAACUGUUACGGCGAGAAAAUUAUGGGGCUCAACUUCGACCGAUUCAAAUAUUGGUUUGCCUACGGAGCUACUCUGACCAAACCCCUCGAAAAACUCCUAGGUCUUGCUGGAUUUUUUCCCCUGCAUCCGAUGACUGUCACAAACGCGGAGCGGUUCAGGAAGAAAAAAGCCCAGGAAGCAGAGAAGGCAGCCGAAAACGAAGAAGGAGAAAAGGAAGAUUUGGACGAAAAGCAGGAACAGCAGCAGCAGCAGCAAAAUUGAUCCGCGGAGUGAGAAAACCUCACAGUUGGUUGGAGACUGAAAGGAUAACAUUGAUUUUCUUUUUUUUUAAUACACGUUGUGACUUCCGUCUACAAAAUCUCGCCCUGGAUUCUCGCUAUUUUGAGGGAAAGUUGGCUCCCGUCUUUUAAAAGAGGCGCACAAACCUCGUCGUGCACCCCAAACAACAGGCCGGCUUCGCACAACCCGGAACUCGUGUCUUCCUAACCCGAGCGGCUUUUUGCGCGAUUAAAUCCCAAAUUUAAAACGAAUCCCACAAAAGUUUGAAUUCGAUGCGGCGCAAAGUCGGUUCAGGAGGGUCGCGGCUGUGCUGCGGCAUUGUUUAGCGGAAUUGUAAAUAAAUAUGAAUUUUCUGCA